This is a messenger RNA of Penicillium waksmanii, 2289 nucleotides long. RefSeq lists its product as uncharacterized. Gene Ontology annotation, molecular function: DNA-binding transcription factor activity; sequence-specific DNA binding. NCBI's taxonomy places the organism in Eukaryota, Fungi, Ascomycota, Eurotiomycetes, Eurotiales, Aspergillaceae. The record is from RefSeq and is a predicted model, not a curated record. Bases 1 to 2289 code for a protein of 762 amino acids. Gene Ontology annotation, biological process: regulation of DNA-templated transcription. The transcript has 3 exons.
AUGAGCUCUCCAGGAAUGACUCGCAAGCGACCUGCCCCAGGAACGGUUCCAGCGUCACGCCCGCAGAUGGGUGGCGCCGCCCCAAAUUACGCCAACCCGGGUUCUCAGCUCUCCAACGACCAGUUCUUGCAAUGGGGCCAAAAUCCUGCCGCGAAUGCGAAUGCGAUCAAUACAGCCGCUCUCAAUGAGGCGGCAUCGACCUACAACCAACAGACAUACCAAGCAAACCAAGACAUCUCUGCGGCCGCAUCGAAUCAGCUCGCUCGCCGUCAGCAGACAAGCCAGCAGUUGGUCAGUCGAAACCGCGGAUAUGAACAAGCCCCGACGGUCUACCCGGAUCACAACGCGACGGUUGGCCCACCGGGUGAAUCAGGCGCCUGGGGAGAAUCAUUGGAGGAGCUUUAUGAACGUGCCCAGGUUGCGAAGAGAGAAUCACAGGCCAAGAGGAAACAAAUUCCACCAUUUGUGCAGAAGCUCAGCAGCUUUCUGGACGAGUCAAAAAAUACAGAGUUAAUUCGAUGGUCGGAUGAUGGAAACUCUUUCAUUGUAUUGGACGAAGACGAGUUCGCGAGGACCUUGAUUCCGGAGCUCUUUAAGCAUAACAAUUAUGCGUCGUUCGUUCGACAGCUUAAUAUGUACGGUUUUCACAAGAAAGUUGGGCUGUCGGACAACUCAAUGCGAGCAAGCGAGCGGAAGAACAAAAGCCCCAGCGAAUACGCCAAUCCUUACUUCAAACGCGGCCAUCCGGAUCUGCUCUGGCUGAUCUCUAAACCGAGGAAUGCACCUGGCCAUGCGAGCAAACCAAGCAAAGGCGGCGCGCGUGUGAAGACCGAGGAUGCCGACGAGAACGACAUGGACGAUUUCGUCGACGAGGAGCGCCUAUAUCUCGCGACGAACGUGGGCGACCCAACCAACUUUCCCUUCGCACGGAUAGUUCUAUGCCCCAAGACCAAUUAUCUGGAUCGGCUUCGGAAGGAGCAUGAGCAGCUGUACUCCCAAGCGGCCAACUUCCAAGAGCAACAUACUCGCCACGAAAACUCGAUUAACGCGAUCCUCACCUUCCUCGCGACAGUUUAUAACCGCAGUCUGCAAGGAGGGGAUGGAACCCAGAACAUUGCUAACUCAUUUGCUGGUGCUAUCUCCGGGGACCAAGGGAACAUUGUGCAUGUGGAUGACUUCUCCUUCAAUCCUUUGGCCUCUAUGGCCAGCCCGACCGGUCAACGGGCAAUGAAAAAGCAACCCCUGCUUCUCAAAGCCCCUCCUACCAUAGACGACCAAAACCGGGCGACUACACUGUCACCUGCAGCUGCAGGUCAGUAUGAAACCCGGUCCCGGGGCCAUGCUCGCCAACCUAGUGCUAGCCAUCAUGGCCACGUGGAAGAAGUUCUCGACAAUAGCCCGCGGCAAGACAGAGCUAGUAUCCCUUCGCAGAAUCUGGGGGACGAUAAUGAUACCCAGAGGGACAUCAUGUCCGUGAUUCAAAACUCCAACGCGCGAAAUGGGAUUCCAACAAACUUCUCAGAGUUCCCCAAUGUUCUAUCUUCUCUCGAAACCUCAGGCGGUAACAUCCCCCUUACGCAGAACCAGCGUGAAGAUAUGUUGCGCCUGAUGGGCAAUGAGAUUAACACUGCGAACCCGACUGGCUCCAACUCACACAACGCUCUCACAACGCCGAACCCGCCCCCGAUGCCACCAAACUACUCUGGUCGCCUCGCCAGUACGCGGCAAGAGAUCGACAACCUCGUGAAGAUGCAAGCGGAGCAAGACCGUUCCGUCCAAAACCUCACCAACCUGCUCCAGCCAUUAAGUCCAAAUGGCACCAUCCCUGGUCUAAGCGAAGGAGAUGGCAGUGUACCACCUCCACCGCUUGACCUCGACCAAAUAUUCAACAAUGACUAUUUCACCGACAUUGGCGACGGAGAUCACGACAAGAGUCUCAACCUGGGAGACCACAAUGCUCAUGAAUCAGGAAUCGGCGCAAACACACAUGAUCAUCUGGGCAAUGUUCAGCCCGAUGAUGGUGAUACCAAUGAUCUAUUCGAUUUCGAUCACCUUCCUAGUGAAGGGGAUCUCUUCGAUGGAACUGACCAAGGGCAGUCGGGCUACAACUACGGCUUUGAUGGUAGCCAUGAGUAUGGUGGUGAUACUGUGGCCGAUCACAAACUGGACACGGGUCGUGUUGUUGAACAGUUGACAGACAGUGAAGCUACAAGUCCUGCGGCGGCGGAUGAGCAGGCAGGCGAUGCUGUGAAUGAUGGAGGCAGUGCCAAACGACGCAGGAGGGCAUAG